Messenger RNA from Emericellopsis cladophorae, 333 nucleotides. RefSeq lists its product as uncharacterized. Lineage: Eukaryota; Fungi; Ascomycota; Sordariomycetes; Hypocreales; Bionectriaceae. The transcript has 2 exons. The coding region runs from base 1 to 333 and encodes 110 amino acids. The record is from RefSeq and is a predicted model, not a curated record.
AUGUCCAACGAGCAAUACUUCAACGACGCCGGCCCCGGCCAGAAGCACAGCGACAUGUGCCACUACUCCCAGGCCUUCGUCUUCGGCGACGUCGCCAAAUGCGCCGGCCAGGGCGGAUGGGACAAGACGGGCAAAAUGGACGCCAACGACGUGGCAGGCCAGGUCGAGCUCACGUUUGAGAACGUCGACCGCGUUCUGCAGGCCGCCGGCUUGCGCGUCUGGGAGGACGUGUACCUUAUACGCACAUACCACGUCAACAUUGGCGCGUCCUUUGACUUGACGAUUGAGAUUGAGAUUGAGAUUGAGGUUGAGGUGAGGAAGCAGUCGGCUUAA